Messenger RNA from Pestalotiopsis fici W106-1, 1977 nucleotides. RefSeq lists its product as uncharacterized. The record is from RefSeq and is a predicted model, not a curated record. The coding region runs from base 1 to 1977 and encodes 658 amino acids. The transcript has 2 exons. NCBI's taxonomy places the organism in Eukaryota, Fungi, Ascomycota, Sordariomycetes, Amphisphaeriales, Sporocadaceae.
AUGCAGCAACAGCCAUGGAACUCUAGCUAUGAGUACAGACCAUUUGCUCCCGUGCGUCUCUUGCAUGUCUUCCGGCAUUCGGACGAUUCCAUACGUGGGACGUUGCAAAAUUUCUCGCUUGAUUCCUUAGACUGUCCGCAGUUCACCUCUAUAUCAUACGUUUGGGGGCCACAAGUAUACAGCCACGCUAUUUUAGUGGAUGGCCACUAUUUUCCCGUGCUUGACAGCGUCUAUUCGAUACUAGAAGCGCUAUGCGACUCAUCAGCUUUUCAAGAUGAAUAUUGGGUAUGGAUUGAUUCAAUAUGCAUCAAUCUACGAGAUCCUCAGGAGCGAGCAUCACAGGUCUUGUUGAUGAAGCAAAUCUAUUCGCGAUCGAAGCAUACCAUUGCAUGGUUGGGCGAAAAGAGUGCGGAGCUCGAGGAAGGCAUUGCUUUCAUGGCUCAUCUUGCCAAUAGCUACUCAGACAUACUGGAAUUCAAUCAAACCAGGAAUUCACGGGAAGUCCCUGAACGUCUAUGGCUCCCUGACAAAUGGAGGGCGUUGGGGGUAUUUCUCGACCUACCAUGGUGGAAGAGGAUAUGGACAUUACAAGAAUACGUCAGCUCCAGAACCAUCGACCUGUACUGCGGAAGUGAUCAUGUCUCUGAGGACAUUCUAAUGACCGCUCUGACGGCCAUAUGGCAUUGCGAACCGAGCAGCUUGCUCCUCCGACCUGACGUGUGGACCCCCGCUUGGACCCGGGAUCGACUUCGUUCUUGGUACCAGGCGAAAGUCUAUUCUGAAAACAUGAGUAUCGUGGCCCUAAUGGCCUACUCUGGCGCUUGUGAAUUGACUGAUCCGAGAGAUCGCAUCUAUGGGCUUCUCGGUUUGGCCAAAGAGUCGGACCGCGCCAUGAUCGGCAGACCAGCCUAUGCCGAUGAUGUCGGGGACAUUUAUCUUCGGCUUGUGGAAUCCUUCAUCAGCACAUAUCAGAGUAUAGACAUUAUAUGUUUCGCUCAGAUAUUCCGUGCCGUGCAAUCUGCCGAAGCCAAUGAAGAAUGUCUAGAUCACCAGUGGCCAUCUUGGCUUCCUGAUUGGCGCGUACGUGUCGUACCCUUUGUCACUCCUCUGAUGGUCAGUCAAACCUCGGGCCGACAUAUUGGCAAUUUUCGACCUCCCAUGUCGUCUUUUGACUGGGAAGUGGAUUCAGCAGCAAUACCGUACCGUGCACAUGCCGACAUGGCUGGUUUAGUAGACAUUGAUUAUCAAACAAGGCAUCUCAAGUGCCAAGGCUUUUUCGUUGACCUUGUUGAUGGCCUCGGCGGCGCGUUGGAGUCUCCUGACCAUUCGUCUACGCAAUCUGCAUCUCCUCUUGUCCAGUCCACGUCAGUCUGGAAUACACAGAGCCAAAAGCAGGACAUUAAUCCUCUGGAAUUCAUCACCGACCUGGUCCGCACUUUGACCUUGGACCGCGAAGACCGGUAUCUCAUGUUCCCCGCAGCUGCAGAUGACUUUCGGAACGAGUUUCUCAAUCUUGUGCAUAUCUCGCAGACGGACAGGAGAGAGCUUUUGCCUGCACGAUGCAAAUCAGCUUGUGCUUGGUAUGACGCCAACAAAAGCUUGUUGCUACAGGGUCAUACGCUCGAGGAAAUUUGUCUCGAGUCGUCGUCGUCUCCGAUGUUUGCGGCAAGCUUGGAUGCCGUUGGCGCGGACGAAGCGAGCUUUGCCUCCCGGCUCAUUGAUUGCACCUCCCCCAUUACGAUGCAACGAAAGCUUCUCGUCACUGCUAGUGGACUCAUUGGUAUGGCUCCGCCUCACGCGAGGAAAGGCGACAUAGUUUGUGUUCUGCUGGGCUGUAGCGUCCCCGUCAUGCUGAGAGAACUUCGCGCGGAUCAGCAAUUCGCGUAUUCGUUUGUUGGAGAAUGCUACAUACAUGGCAUCAUGGACGGAGAGGUUGCAGAUUGGGGGAGAGAGCUGCGUGACCUUACCAUUAUCUAG